UUCUUCAUGAGAGGAUCUCCAGGGAUAAUUUGUCUUCUUCACACUUCAUAGUUGGCUUGGUUAAAACCCAAAAGUACAAAAAAAAAAAAAAAAAAAAACAAGAAGAAGUAACAGCUGCACAACUCUUUUAAGUCCUAUUACUACUACUGAGUAACCAUAUCUGUAUAUUUUCUUUCUCUUCCAUCAUCAUAUCAUCUUCCAAGCUAGAGUACUACAAAACUCCAACGAUGUGCAAUCCAAACACUACCCCCAAACUCACCACCAUCUCCGUGAUUGAUCAUCAAAAGAUUACCUCCUCCUCCACCUCCACAAGAUCACCACGGCCACCAUCUCAAACCCACUUUUAUUUCGAUCUGUUAUCCCUCCCCACGCCCUUAAAAGUCCAAGAAAACCCCAAAGAAAACCAUCAAAAUCCACCCAAAUUUGCCCUACCUUCAUCCUCGGAGAUCGUCCAAGAAACCAAAGCCCUCUUCAAGCUAUCCUUCCCCAUAGCAAUCGCAGCCCUCAUCCUCUAUGCCCGCUCCAUUCUCUCCAUGCUCUUUUUAGGCCAACUCGGCGACAUCCAGCUUGCCGCUGGCUCUCUAGCUAUGGCCUUCGCCAACAUAACCGGUUAUUCCGUUCUUUCCGGUUUAGCACUAGGAAUGGAGCCGCUUUGUUCUCAGGCUUUCGGAGCACAGCUUCCCAGGCUUCUUUCCCUAACGCUGCAAAGGUCCGUUAUAUUUCUUCUGGCUUGCUCCAUCCCAAUCACAUUUCUUUGGAUCAACAUUUCCCAUAUUCUUCUUUAUUUGCACCAAGACCCCAUUAUCACCCGAUUGGCCCGCACCUACCUUGUUUUUUCACUCCCUGAUCUUGUCACAAAUUCUUUUAUUCACCCCAUACGUAUUUACCUUCGGGCUCAAGGUAUUACUUAUCCGCUCACCUUCGCUUCGCUGGCUGGCACGGCUUUGCACUUGCCCAUCAACUAUGUUUUGGUCAUCCGGCUCCGGCUCGGCGUGGCAGGCGUUGCUGCUGCGGCUGCCAUCUCCAACCUGGUGGUCCUGGCGACGCUCGUCCUGUACUUGUGGGCUACCGGCUUGCACGCCGCAACAUGGACGAAGGUGAGCGGAGAGUGCUUGACCGGCUGGGGUCCGCUCAUGCGGCUAGCCGGGCCGAGCUGCGUCUCGGUUUGUCUGGAAUGGUGGUGGUACGAGAUCAUGAUAGUGCUGUGUGGCCUCUUGGUGGACCCUAAGGCCACUGUUGCAUCCAUGGGCGUCUUGAUCCAAACGACGUCGCUGCUGUACAUAUUCCCGUCCUCGCUCAGCUUCGCGGUGUCCACGCGGGUCGGUAAUGAGCUCGGAGCAAACCGGCCCGAAAGGGCUCGGGUCUCAUCCGUGGUGUCGAUCUUCAUAGCGGUCCUGAUGGGCUUAUCAGCUAUGGGCUUCGCAACAUCCUUGAGGGACUUGUGGGCUCGGAUGUUCAUUGAUGAUGGCAACAUCCUACGGCUGACAUCAGCGGCGCUGCCGAUUCUGGGACUGUGUGAGCUAGGGAACUGCCCACAGACCGUUGGAUGUGGGGUUGUACGUGGGACCGCCCGCCCGUCCACAGCAGCUAACGUGAACCUUGGGGCAUUCUAUCUUGUGGGUAUGCCCGUGGCGAUUGGGCUAGUUUUUGGGCUUGGGGUUGGGUUCUGUGGGCUUUGGCUGGGGCUUCUGUCGGCCCAGGUUUGUUGCGCGGGGCUGAUGUUGUAUGUGGUAGCCAUCACGGACUGGAAGUUCGAAGCCAACAGAGCACAAUUUCUCACGUGCGAAGGAGGUUGCGGUGGUGAAAGCAAGACUCCUCCUCCUCCAUUGCCUGGUGAAUGCCACAACGAAAUAGAGCCGUUGAUUUGUGUGACGGUGACGUCGCCGUGAUGAGAAUUUGACAAAAUUAAGUAGACCCCAGUGAUGAAAUCUUUGGUUUAUAAUUUCUAGAAUUUUUUUUUUGGUGGGGUGCUCAGCUUAGCGCAUCAGUCGGAUUAGGUGAUCUUGAUUUGUGAAGACACUUAUCUUUUUUUUUUGAUUCCAAAAACUCGGGGGUGGUGGGGUUUUAAGCCCUUCAAAGGAUUCAGCGAGGGUUUUGCCUUGUAUCUUUUUCCGGUAUUAAUUUCGGGUCCCUCCGCCUAAUUUUUUGGUUUUUUUUGGCAAGGAUGCUGGUGGCACUGUUUUCGUCUGCGAUGUGAAUAUCGUUUGAGCUUUGUUUCACCUUUUCUGGUGAUAAAUGACAAUUAAUGGACUAGGAGACAUGAUUCUUAUUUUUGUUUGUCACAUAGUGUGCAUGGAGGUGGAAGGUUGUACGUAUGUUGACGUUCAUGUUAUGGAAGUUGUAUUAGGGGUAUCCUUUAGGUAUUAUUA
Molecule: messenger RNA, 2369 nt
Organism: Coffea arabica (coffee)
Lineage: Eukaryota; Viridiplantae; Streptophyta; Magnoliopsida; Gentianales; Rubiaceae
Product: protein DETOXIFICATION 51
Biological process (GO): xenobiotic detoxification by transmembrane export across the plasma membrane
Cellular component (GO): membrane
Molecular function (GO): antiporter activity; xenobiotic transmembrane transporter activity
Source: RefSeq, a predicted model, not a curated record